UGCCGUUAAACAAAAGUGGAUUAUGUGCUUUUGGAGAAUAUUGUGUGUCACCAGUUUAAGUAAACAAACGCUUUGCAACAUUACAUAAAAUUGAAUAAGUUUCUAUAUAAAUAAAGAAAAAAACAGGACAGUGUAAUGAUGCAGCCAUGCACUGAAAAGAUCUUCAUUAAUUUGAACACGCCGUCAGCAUUUAAUUUGCGUCAAAAAAUUUUGGGAGAUCAAAAUGCAAAUUUGCAGUAUAUUGUCAAUGAGACAAAAGCUAGCAUUUCAUUGCGAGGUCGUGGAUCAGGGUUCAUUGAAUCAACAACUGGAUCGGAGUCGUCUGAGCCCAUGCAUCUUUAUCUUGAACAUCCAGUCAUGAAAAGUUUAAUCGAAGCAAAAAAUUUAACAAGGAAUUUACUCGAGACUGUCCAACAAGAACUUCAAGUCUUUCUACAGUCAAACCAAAUAUCUCCACAAAAUGUACCACUUCAGCAACCUCCUCCAAUUAUUCAGAGUACUCAGUCUAUAACGAUACCAUCAGCAAUUUUAUCAGUUCCUCCACCAAAUAUAAUGCAGAAUAAUAAUAUGCAGCCAACGCACAUUUUACAAAACCCCAACUUUAUUCCUCAAUCUCAAAUAAUCCCUCAGCAGAUGCAAAUAAUACAACAAACUCCUUUAAAUAUGCCUCCACCAAAUGGAAUGAAUUUACAGACUAUAAGAACAGCUACUCCAAUAUCUGUACAAUUUCAAGGUCAACCAAACAUACAACUACAACCAACAUCGCAACCUAUCCUUGUCAAUCAAAUUAAUCAAAAUCCUGCUCAACAAUACCAGCUUCAAUAUAUUAAUGCAAAUCCUAUUGGCAAUUCUCAACCCCAAACUUUUCAGCAUUUUAUACAGCCUCAGCAGCAACUUCAAGGAAUUAUCCAACCCAAUACGCAACAGUUUUUUACACUUCAAGGAAAUACUGCUUUCAUGCUUCCACCCCCCAACGUCAAUCACCAAAAUUUGGGAGCAAUGCUUAAUGUGCCCCCAAUUACAAUUAACCAAGAUGAUGUAGCAAAAAAUGAAGCUAAUAAAGGAAAAAAUGAAGAAACGAGAAAUGCAGCAAAUCAACAACAAUUACCAACUUCUUCAAGAACACUUAUUAAUCAGCCUCCUCCGCCUAUUCAGCAAUUUCUAGUAAACUCAAAUCCAUGGCCACAAAAUCAGCAAUUUCAACAAAUGCCAAUUCAAAUUUUAACGCAACCUCAACAAACUAUUAGAAGUGGAAAUGAAAUUCUAAUUCAAAAUACUGUUCCAACGGGUCAAGGUCAGCAGGUCAUAACUGCAUUUACCCCUCAACAAGGUCACCCAAUCCAGCAAAUUCAAUUUUCUAAUCCAAAUAUAAUUUCUCAACCACCUCCAUUGCCACCUCAAAUUCAAUUACAACAUAUUGAUACGCAACAACAAACUCCACAGUCUGCAUUAUCGACAAUUAUACGUCCCAAUCAUUCAGUCAUGAGUUAUCAACAGCAGUUUGAACAGAAAGUUAAUCUAAUGAAUGAAAAUCAACGAAGACCAAUGAAAAGAAAGGGAGAUGAACCAGAAGAAGAUCCAAAUAAAUCAUUUGCAAAAGUAGGAAUGGGCUCGAUGACUAAAAACCGUCCUCCACAACCGAUGCAAGCAAAUCAGCAAUUAAUUACAGUUAACUCAAGCAACAUUAGAAUGAUAACAAAACCAAAUAGUACUAGUGCUGACAAUUUUUCAGUUUUAAAUAGUAAAAAUAACAAUAAUAAACACAUUUUUACUAAGGCCAACAGCACUACUUCAAUUGCAUCAAAAACAAAUGUUUCGCAAGCUGAUUUAAAAGCAGGAAAGUCGACAAUGGAGAAAAAUGAAAAUGACUUUACGGAAGUACCAUCAUCAUCCACAACUGCAUCGUUUCAAAAUUUCGAACUACAACCUCAAUUCAUGCAACCACCUCCGAAUAUUCAAAUCAAUCAACCACGAGGUAUGUCUCCACACAUGAUGAUGUAUCAAACUCAACUUCCACCUCCUCCAAUGCAACAACAGCAAGAUUUUAGUGUUUUCCAGAACAACAGUAACUUUGUGCAGCCAAUAAAUGUGAAUCGAUUUAAUGUCCCACGAAUGAUACUACAAAUGAAUGGAUUAAAUGACAAUACAACAAUGGUUGCAAAUCCAAAUUUCCCUCAACAACCACAACAACAGCAUAGGUUCCGACCGCAAUGGUAAAACAAAUUAUCAUGGAUCUGAAACAGCAGAGAUCAGAAACAGAUGUAAAAGAUGGAAAGAAUAAAACGAAACUUGAACUUUUUUGAAUAUUAAUGUUUUCCGAACUUUAAUUCAGUGGUGUUAUCUGUUAAU
Messenger RNA from Chironomus riparius, 2349 nucleotides. The record is from the annotation of a GenBank genome assembly. NCBI's taxonomy places the organism in Eukaryota, Metazoa, Arthropoda, Insecta, Diptera, Chironomidae.